AUGGCACAGGUCAUUACGGCGGCGGCGUUCUAUGUGAUCCCUUUCAUGCGCUUCUCCUUCGGGCGCGCCUGCCUUCUGACGUUCUUCCCAACCUUCAUGAUGAGCAUCGCGUUCAUGGUCAUCGCCCAGGUGUCCCACAUCCAGUUGGACGCGGAGGGGCCCUCGGCGGAGUUGGAGAAGCUCCACUGGGCUCGUCGAAUGGCCCUCACCUCCGUGGACUAUUCCCAGGACAGCUAUCUGUGGUCCUACCUAACCAUCGGGCUCAAUAUGCAGAGCUUGCACCACAUCAUUCCCGGGGUUAGCUACACGCAGCUGACGGCCAUGUAUCCAAAGUACCGGGCCAUCUGCCAAAAGCACGGCAUCAAAUUGCUGGAGCGGCGAAACCUGUGGCACGCGCUGUGCACGCACGUGCAUACGCUGUGGAUGCUCAGCAAAACGCACACGUUUGCGCAGGCCGCCCGCAAGCUUGCAUAA
This is a messenger RNA of Volvox carteri f. nagariensis, 474 nucleotides long. RefSeq lists its product as uncharacterized. Gene Ontology annotation, cellular component: membrane. The record is from RefSeq and is a predicted model, not a curated record. Bases 1 to 474 code for a protein of 157 amino acids. Gene Ontology annotation, molecular function: oxidoreductase activity, acting on paired donors, with oxidation of a pair of donors resulting in the reduction of molecular oxygen to two molecules of water. The transcript is spliced from 2 exons. Gene Ontology annotation, biological process: lipid metabolic process. Lineage: Eukaryota; Viridiplantae; Chlorophyta; Chlorophyceae; Chlamydomonadales; Volvocaceae.